AAAAAAUCACAGAAACAUUUAAAAGAACUUCUCUAUCCGCUUGCCCUUUCACUCCCCCCUUCAAUCACCUUCAUCCCUAUUCUUCUCUUCUCUUGCCUGUGACUGCACUGCUUGCUCUUUCUUAAUACAAACGGCUCUCCAAAGAAACAAACCCCCAACCCGCAGCUUCAUCGCACUGUAAAAAUGAUCAUCUACAAGGAUAUCAUCAGUGGGGACGAGAUCAUGUCCGACACCUACAAACUCAUUGAUGUUCCUGGCGGUGUCCUCUGGGAGGUCAACUGCAAGAAGUACGCUAAGAAGGCAGAGAAUUUUGAGCUCGCUGGCGCCAACCCCUCUGCUGAGGAGGCCGGUGACGAAUACGGUGGUGGUGAGGAGAGCAGCGGCGUCAUGGUCCAUGAUAUUGAAGAGGCUUUCCAGCUCCACUGGUUGAAGCCUGACGAGAACGGAGUGGAAACGAAACCCUCCAAGGACUCUUUCAAAUCCCAUCUCAAGAGCUACGUCAGGAAAGUCAACGACAAGCUCAAGGAGAAGGGCGCUAGCCCUGAGGAGAUCAAGGAAUUCCAGACCGGAGCCCAGGCUGCUGUCAAGAAGAUCCUUUCCAAUUAUGACAACUACGACGUCCUCAUGGGCUCUUCCAUGGACCCCAAUGGAAUGCACGUCCUCAUUGACUUCCGUGAAGACGGCAUGACUCCAUAUGCCACUAUCUGGAAGCAUGGCCUUGAGGAAAUGAAGGUCUGAGGUGAAUCAGAAAGUGAAGGGACAAGAAGUUAAAAAAAAAAGAAAAAAAGAAUAAAUAAAGACAAAGCUGUGUAUGCACUGGCUCUUGGAGGUGCUGUGGUCUGUUGUUGGUAAUUCUUGAAAAAUUUUUUCCCCCUUUUCCUCUUUCUUUAUUUUGUGUGUGUGUGUUUUAGGCAUUGGUAGCCCAUUAUGAAGAUCAUUCGAGCCUAGAUUCCUGUUAAAUGCAACCAAAAUCUUUCGAGUUCGA
Coccidioides posadasii C735 delta SOWgp is the source of this 985-nucleotide messenger RNA. RefSeq lists its product as uncharacterized. The record is from RefSeq and is a predicted model, not a curated record. Gene Ontology annotation, cellular component: cytoplasm. Lineage: Eukaryota; Fungi; Ascomycota; Eurotiomycetes; Onygenales; Onygenaceae. Gene Ontology annotation, molecular function: calcium ion binding.